AUGGUGGUGAUGGCAAUGGCUGCGGCGGUGGUAGUGGUAAUGGUGUUUAUGGUGGUUGCAUAUCGUGGUGGCCGCGGCGGUAGUAACGGUGGCGAUGGUGGUGGUGGUGACGGCAGUAGUUACAACGAUGAUGGUGGUUGUUGUGGUUAUGGUGGCGGUGGUAGUGGCGGCGGCAGUAGUAGUGGCGACGAUGGUGGUGGUGAUAACGGCAGUAGUUGCAACGAUGGUGAUGGUGAUGUGGUGACGAUAGCAGCAGUGGCUGCAAUGGUGGUGGUUGGCGAUGAUAGUGGUGGCGGCGGUGGUGAUAGUGACUGUGGCAUGGUGGUAAAGAUGGAUGGAGGCGGUGGAAUCAUGGUGGUGGUGGUGGUGGUGACGACGGCAUUGGUGAUACGAUAA
Molecule: messenger RNA, 396 nt
Organism: Gastrolobium bilobum
Lineage: Eukaryota; Viridiplantae; Streptophyta; Magnoliopsida; Fabales; Fabaceae
Exons: 3
Coding region: 1-396 (131 amino acids)
Source: RefSeq, a predicted model, not a curated record